AUGGCGAUGACGUCCUCCGCCUCAAUGUCCACGAUGAACAUGGCCUUCAAUACCGACAAUCUUUCUACGAUGCUGUUUUCGAGUGCAUGGAUGCCGACUAGCACCGGUGAUUACGUAGGCACGUGGUUCUUUUUGUUUUUUCUCGCUGUCAUAUGGCGAGCCAUAAGCGCGAAGGUUGCCAGUCUAGACGCUUUCUGGGCCUCGAAAAACGCAGGGUACCCUAUUUUCAUCAACGGAGGUCAGGAAAAGCCGUCAAGGGAGAAAUUGAUUCAAACAUGGAGACUAUCUGUCAAUCUUCCGCGGGCGGCAUUGCGAAUGCUUAAUCAAGGGAUUUCAUAUCUAUUAAUGAUUGCGGUGAUGACAAUGAACGUUGGAUUCUUCUUCGCGGUUCUUGUUGGAUAUUUCGUUGGAGAGCUUGUCUUUGGUCGGGUCGGCGGGGCCAAUGGAGGAAGCUAA
This is a messenger RNA of Penicillium maclennaniae, 456 nucleotides long. Its product is annotated as copper transporter family protein. The transcript is spliced from 2 exons. Gene Ontology annotation, biological process: copper ion transmembrane transport; intracellular copper ion homeostasis. The record is from RefSeq and is a predicted model, not a curated record. Bases 1 to 456 code for a protein of 151 amino acids. Gene Ontology annotation, cellular component: plasma membrane. Gene Ontology annotation, molecular function: copper ion transmembrane transporter activity. Lineage: Eukaryota; Fungi; Ascomycota; Eurotiomycetes; Eurotiales; Aspergillaceae.